UCAGUUCUCAUUUGGGUGUUUCCUUUAAUUUCAAUUUUUUUUGUUGGGAUUGAUUUUUAAAGUUAUGGUUGAUCCUCAAUCACCAAUCACACCACACCUAUACCCACAAGCAAUUCAACUUAAACUCUACCAAGCCUUCAUCUUUUCCAUUCCUAUCUUAUUCUCCAUCAUUCUCUUCCUCUUGUUCUAUCUCUUUUACCUCAAGAGAAGAGCCUCUUCUCUCUCCUCUCCUUCUCCAAUGAUUCUUCCUGUUUCUUCGAGCCACCAGACUUCUUCGCAUCUCCCCUCAGUUUGUUUGUUAGAUGUGAAAGUAGAGCUCAAAGACAAGCUUCAUGUUGUUUUGUUCAAUGAAGAACUAGGAACAAGAGAUUCUCUAUGUUGCGUCUGUUUGGGAGAAUUCGAGUUAAAGGAAGAGUUGGUGGAAAUGCCUUUAUGUAAACACAUAUUUCAUCUCGAUUGUAUUCACCUUUGGCUUUAUUCUCACAACACUUGUCCUCUUUGUCGAUCCUCUGUCUCCAUCUCCUCCACCAAAACCUCUGUUGAUGACGACAACGACCAUCCAGAUUCUCCUCAAACGUCACCGGUUUGAUUCAAACCCCCGAAGGAAAUAAGCAAAUACACAAGUUUUGUUAGUGAAUAGAUCGAUACAAGAUGUAAAUCUUAAUUUUGCUGAUACAAGAUAUCAAAAUGUAAUCCAUCACAUUAUAUAUAUUGGUUACACAGAUUCAUUCAUA
This is a messenger RNA of Arabidopsis thaliana (thale cress), 734 nucleotides long. RefSeq names its product RING/U-box superfamily protein. The record is from RefSeq and is marked reviewed. Bases 65 to 589 code for a protein of 174 amino acids. Gene Ontology annotation, biological process: protein ubiquitination. The transcript is spliced from 3 exons. Lineage: Eukaryota; Viridiplantae; Streptophyta; Magnoliopsida; Brassicales; Brassicaceae. Gene Ontology annotation, molecular function: ubiquitin protein ligase activity; transferase activity.